AUGUCGUUGAACUUCAAUGUUAUUUACGACGAAUUUUCCGAAGCGGAUCUUAGAGAACAAGUCGAGAAGCGAGUUGGAGCAACUGUUCUGAAGCUAGAACUUGGUGUGGGAGGCCUGAUCGACAAAGCCCUCUCCCUAUACUCGCUGCUGAAGCUCCACGACCGCUGCGCCAUCGUCCACCGCCACGCCGCUUCGGUGGCUCGGCUGUUGUUUGACGCCGUUGAAGCUUUAGCAAGUCGGCCGCCCAACUCGAUGGAUCGCAAGAUCUUUGUCUACGUCGAAAUUUAUUGGUCAUCCCAUGAAAAUAUAAUGCAGCUACGACGCCGAGUGGAACGAGAAUUGAGGCUUCGUAAUCAGCGUUGCAGAACCGAAGGACAAAUUUGGCUUACGUUGAAAGGUCCGUUCGGCUCAUGUCGAGAAGUACGUUCAAUAUUACGUGCUGUAGCUGAAGCACACAAUGCUGCUCGCACUUGUCUGACAAUCAAGCUUAUCUUGGAAGCCGUUCCUGCGGAUAAUCUCUGCUGGCACUUGUACAACAGGAUUCCCGUCAUAAAGUUUUCAGAUCCCGGGACUCAAACGCCUGAAGGAUGUUUUCCAUGUAGCUACACUUCUGAUUUCCCGUUCAGUCAAGAAAUUUUGUCGGAAAAAAUGAAGACCCAUGGGAUAAACGUAGAGCAAAAAGAGGCCAUAGUUCGUUUGAUCGCAAGCCUCGAACAGGAAGGAAAAGGUCCAGCUACCAAAGAUGAUCAUGAAGCUCAAAUGUUCCUUGAAGAAGUUUUCUCUAUGCUAAAUCCACAAAUCCGUUUGAAUACACUUAAAUUGGACAAGAAUUCUACUGGCUUUCAAUUCCACAAACUCGAUUUCGAAGAUGACACGAGUUGUCCCAAAAUUGAAGAUCCUCGCAGCAAAGAGGCUGCUGAAAUGAGUGAAGGAGUAGAAGCGAUGAAACAGACUAAGGUAGACGGGAUCUUGUUUGAAUCAGACGAGGGCUUAAAGGAGAUGAAACAAAUCGAGGAGACUGUGACCGAAAGUGAUGCAAAGACAGCGCAAGAAGAUCUUGUUGUUCAAGAUAACUGCGAAGAAAACCUCAAAAGUCCAAAAAAGAGACGGAUAAAGCUCAUCAAAGCCUUAGCUGGGCUGCUUAGAUGGAUUAAGGCAAAGAAAGCCUUGUCUAACGCCAAGAAGGAUACGGCCGUUGACUUGGUUCAAUUUACGGAAGAAUUUGCGGUCACCUUCGAAGCCCUGCAGCUCUUGCUACAGGCACGUCGGCCUCUCGCCAUCAUUGGCUCGCAUGGUAAAGGUAUGUCGACGUUUUGGGAUCUUUUCGAAAGGGUUACGGGAUCUGGAAUAUUUAUGGUCCGUUUCAAAUGCACCGCAAAGGUCACACCUCACGAUUUGUCAGAAACUUUAAGACGUGAACUCCAGCAAGUAAAAUGCAACUCUGCCCGAGUCAGUGAAACUCUAAGCAUUGACAGACAGGAGUUACGGACAAUGACUGUGAUAAAUAAAACUGCGCUUAACAGCUGUCACGACGCGCAAGAAACAAUGAUUCAAGAAAGAAGCAAUUCUCAUUCACUACUGAAAUCGGGUAAAACGGAGGAUAAUUUCGCCCUGAGUGUAAAUGAGAUUGCAAAGAAUCAAAAUUACGUAGAAAACAAGGGAUCCAGUCACAUGCCCACGAAUCGCGAGACUAAGGAACAUUUCAGUAGUCCAGGAGGCGAAGACUUGCUUCUUCUUUUUGAAGACGUCCACUUGUUGGACUGCAGCGCACCCGGGGCCCAAGCCAUGUGGCAAUGCAUCAGAAGUAUCACUGAGACGCAAAAGUUUUACGCAUCAGACAUCCACGAAACAAUCGCCUUGCAGAACGUCAUUCCUGUUGUGACACUUGCAACCUGCCACGACGGGGAAGUUGCUAGCAAAAUUGCAAAUCAUGUCAGGCGUCAUUUUGUCUUCGUAAAAUUUCCUGGUCCAUCACCAUCGCGAGUCCGAAAAAUCAUCAAGCAACACUUGGAGGACGUCUUGCCAAAGUCAGAAGAUUACGGAGACAAUUUUUCAAAACUUCUGAAGGUAAUCGAGGCACUACACUUUAAAAUCGAGGAGCUGACGCUAAGCAACGAGGAAAAUAAUCAAGCAUUACGCCUGCAGACCAGAGCUGUUCACAACGUAGAUCCAAACCUGCAUCACCUCAUUCGGUUAACUCAUCGGCUGGGUAAAAGCUUGGCAAUAGUAAAUUCAUCCCCAGAUGUGUUCCAUGGUCUGGUCAAGUGGCAGUGCAAGCAGGUGUACGAGGCCACAAACAUCGCAGACCGGUUGAAUUUCACUAACAUUGUCGAAGAGAUUUUACAGUCGUUUUUGCCCCAUUCAAGCCCAUCGACUGCUAAUCUUGUGUGGUGGAUGGACUGCGGAAAGAGUGGCGAAGCUGUCCUUCGGCGUGCUAAAGAUUUUGAAGUUUUCACGAAUAAACUACAGGCUCACGCUAAGGACGAUACGAUGAUCCUAACUGACGGCAACAUUCGCGUGAUGCAGCGCAUGAUCGAAGGUCUACAUGAUGUGGUGCAAGGCCACCUCAUGGUCUCCGGGACUCCAGGUUGCUGUCGCCGGAGAAUGUUGCUAACUGCUAUACGGUUCUCCGGGUAUCGGACAUUUGAAGUUGCGCCUACUUUUCUCAAAGCCGGUGACAGUUUAAAUGAAGAAUGGCUGAUCACAAUACGCCAGGCUAUUCAGUCUGUACUGGCGGACUCGCGGCACUGCGCCAUAGUCGUCCGCACAAGACUGGCUCCACGGAAUAUCUUGGCGAAACUCGUUGCUCUUGCAGUGGACGGUUGGACCCGGGGUAUUUUUAAUCAAGAUGAAGAGGAAGGACUCCUCCGAUCAUCCCUCGUAUCUGACGAAGAACAGCAUUUUGCAGGACUUCCAAUACAUCUGCUGCCUGAACACAGAUUCGCUGGUCACAAGACUCUGCAACAAUUACUACGCAGAAAACUUCACAUUUGCUUCAUCGUGGAGACUGGCGACGGCGUUCAAGAGUUACGGCAGAUAGACGAGGCUGUGCUCUGGAGCUGCACCGCCGUGCCGGUCUCGCCGCCGACUGCCGAGGAUUUGGCCAGCGUUUGUGAAGCGCUUCUGAAGCCGCUUGCUAUUCAACCUCAGUUUCUUGAACAAAUAAAACGAUGCGUAGUCAAGAUGCAGCAGAAGGUAUCUCCUCGACCAGUCUGCCUCGGCGAUUUUGUCGAAUUUUGUCUGCUGUUCCGAGGAUUUUUAGUGCAGCGACGGCAACAACUGAGUGACGUCAUGACUUUACUUCAGGACGGGCUCCAACGACUGAGUGAGUCGAGCAAAAACGUAGACGAGCUUCGGUCUGAGUUGUCUGCACUUGAACCAGCGCUCAAGAGAACAUUGGAAAUGUCGGUCAGCAUUACAUCAAAAUUAGGCGAGCAACGAGAUAUGGUGGCGCAGCUUCGUGACCAACUCAACCAGCACCUUGAGAAAGUUAGGAACCAGGAAGAAAUUGUGGCCAAACAACAAGGAGAAGUUGCUGCAGAACUGAAGGUGGUGCUAGGCACUAUAGAAGCAGCAGAGAAAGCGCUCAAAGGGCUCGACAAGAAGGACCUGAGCGAAGUACGCGCUCUCACUAAACCUCCUGAGAUAAUAGUGACCUGCUUGGAGCCCCUGUGUCUGCUGCUGGGGGUCAGGCCGGAGUGGUCGUUGAUGAAGACUUUACUGGGCGACGCUUCGAUGGUCAAGAGGCUGCUGGAGGUCGACAAAAACAACAUCAAUGACGUGAUGAUGCGAAAACUCAAGAAAUAUCUUGAGAUGCCAACGUUCUCUCCUGAUGAAAUUGGGAAAGUUUCGCGGCCAUGUCGAGUUUUUUGCGUUUGGCUGCUCGCUUUGGACCAAUACACGCAAACGCUGGUGCAGCUGCAGCCGAAAAAACUGAGACUUGCUGAUGUCGAGAGAGAUCUGAGCGCACUUCUACUGCAGCAGCGGCAAAUUCAACAACAAAUGAGUGAGGGAGAACGUGUCCUGGUAGAGCUGCAGGCCCAGUAUGAAGAGAGCGUUAGCUCGCGCCAGCAGCUGGAAGGAGCCAUCAGGUCGGCCAGCGCGAGGCUGCAGCGCUGCGCCAGACUCACCACCGUCCUCGCUGACGAGGAAACCAGAUGGCGUCGAGAUCUCGCAAGCCAUGAAGCAGAAGCAGAAACCAUGGUCGGAGAUUGCCUUUUGGCCGCCUUCGCAUCGGCAAAUUUUGCGCGCCUGAAUCCAAUAGAAAUAACUCGACAUCUCCAUGAAUACACUCCAAUUUUACAUGAUGAAUUUAUCAAGUUUUAUCAUCAGUUGAGGCUGAGCGCGUCACUGAGCACCGCCGCGCAGCAGGCAGCUUGGACAGCGGCUGGUCUGGACGAUGACGCGUCCUGCUACUGUCAGGCCGCGGUGCUCUUCGCCGCUCAUCGUCCCUUACUCGUCACAGACCCGCAUCAGCUCGUAGUGCCAUUCCUAGAAAAGUUUUACGAGAGCACCGGAGGGAUUGUGCUUCUGAGUUUCGGUCAGAGUGACGUCAUGCAGAGACUGGGCGACGCCUUGAGAGACUGCACCAAGCGAAUCGUCGUGAGACACGUUCUUGUCGCCCACGCUGCAAAUCUCGAAGCCAUUCUUAGAUUCACAUCAGAAUCCAUCAUAUCAUCUACAAAACAGAAGCACGUUACCCGAAAUUUAAGUGCAAGUGGCGGUCAGACAACUCGUCCCACAGAUGUGCGCUUAGGAAACUCGAACUUUCCUUUCCUUGGCGUUGACGACGAAAAUUUCGUGUUUUCACAAAACAAAUGCCGACUCAUCCUCGUCUGCGGAGACUCGCAGCCGAUUAUUCACCCGACAAUCUCUCCUCUCGUAACAAGGCUAUUGUUCGGGCUCAUGCCUACGGUGCUGGAAGACAGGCUUCUUGAUACAGUACUACUGCACGAGAGAGAAGACUUGCACAAACAGAGGCAGCAGCUAAGGCAAUCCAUUAUCAAAGAUGAGGAGAACAUUGCGUCAUUAGACAGGUCCAUUCUGCUGCGCCUCAAAACGGCUCCUGCUCCCAUGGAAACCGAAGUUUUGCUGGCUGCUAUUUACGAGGCCAAAGCGUCGGCAGCAGAGUGUCGCACGCGCCUGGCCGAGAGCAGACGAAAUUUGCAGAAAAUCAGCAACGUCCGCGACAAGUACCGAGCGGUGGCCGCCAGAGGGCGAAUUAUUUUCUCUUGUUGUUGGUAUCUUAAAGUUCUGGACGUUUCUCACGUCUUCUCCACGAGACGUUUCCUCGAGUUAUACUCUGAAUGCGUCAGUAGUGGAGCCGAUGUGGACGGAGCCGAAACCAUGAGCUUUGACCAAAGAAUUUUGUCGCUGGUAACGUUAGUGACGAGGCGGAUAGUGAACGAGAUAACGCGCGCUCUGAGAUCCGGGAACAGAGACGCAUUUUUGACGACUUUAGCAGCGGCGGCUUUGUUGGAACAAGAGGAAGUUCCAGCCGAACACUGGAGAAGGGCUUUAAGGCCUGUGGAACAGGCGUCACAAGUGCAGGAGGCCGUGAGUGGCCUGGCUGAGGUGGCAGACUCGGAGGCCCUGAGAGACGUGCUGUCUUCGCUGCUGGACGGUGCGGCCUACCGCUUCGUUCUGUCCCAGCUGGCACUGUUUGUCAGCAUGAAGAAACAACGACGAGUGUUGGGGCGCUUGCCUAGAAGCAUAUCAAUGUUUCACAGCUUCCUACUCGUCAAGCUCCUCAAACCGACUUUCGUGGUGUGGGCGGCUCGGGACCUGGUGAAGUCUGUGCUGGCGCCUCCUGAAGCACUUACACAAAACUCCAAGAUUAAUAUAAAUAUGGGCAGUUCUGCAAGAGAGAUGGCAGUUUUGGUUCGUCAAGAUCACCACGCUAACGCCACAACGCCCGACGUCGUUAUUUCCAUACUCCAGAAAGCGGCAGCUGAGAACAAGUUGCCUAUCACACAAAUAUGUUGGACCCCGACAAAUAGCGCCGAACGCUUGCUUGGCUGGGACGGAGUGCAGUACUCGUUGGAAAAAGCAGCGCAGAGAGGCGGCUGGAUAAUCGUACUAAAUCCCUGUUCAUCUCUACUGCCGGUAAUCAUCCAUUCACUGUCUGAAGUCACCAGCCGGGCAAAUAAAGUCGAUGAGAAUUUUCGAGCCGUCCUUGUGGAGGACCGUAACUGUGACAGAGCAAUACCGGGAGAACAUUUCGAUGUUGUGACAGACAGCUCACUAAGUUCGCAUACUUUAUUACCUGCGGACCUGAGUCUGCAGUGUCGUGUGUUGUUCUCUGCACCUGAGCUCACCAUCGCCGGAGUGUUGAGUUCUGUUGCCGACGUCAUCAAUUCAUCACACUACGAGUCACACUACCAAGGCGGGUGCUGGCGUCAGGCCGUUUGGCUUGCAGGGGCGGUGUACGUUGCUCUUGUUAUCCCGGCGAGUAUGCGGGAACACAACAGAGAGCGUGGCAGCCAGUCACAGAUAUUAGACGAAGACAAUUUGGAUCAAGAGAAAGAUGGACUACAAGACAUGAUCACGCUGGCCGAUCUCAGUAUGACUUACGAUAUCAUGUACAGAUUGUCGCUGCUUUCUCCUCUCACUCCAGGCACACUUUUCGGCGUUUUAGGGUGGAUAUUUGGACGUGAAAAUUAUUGGCUCCCUUUGUUGGCAAAAGCUUCGUCGACAGAUAAAAAAUCGUCAGCAAAAAAUUUAACAAAUCGUAAAAGCGCUCCGCUGCACGAACCUGACGAGACUCUGGAAGACGAGGAAAAGGAAGGGAGAGAAGACUUGGAGCCUGAUGAUUAUUGUGAUGAUGAAGACUUGAAAUUAGAAGACUGGUGUGUUCCUGAUGAGUUAAAGGUUGUGGGGUUAAGCGAUGCACCUAAGAUCAUGGCACAGUUUUUGUGUGCGAAGCUACCAGAUCUGCACGCUCGUUGUCAGGAGGUCCAGAGCAAAAUGUUCCACGAAACAUUCAGCUCGCUCAGCCGGCAACAUUUGGAGUCGCUCGAAACAAGCUUAAUGUUCAUCUGAGAAAGAAACGAAGGGUAGGAAUUUUCGCAAAAAACGUCUUCAGCACUAUACAAGUUUGCAGGCUCAGUGUAAAAAAAAAUAGUAU
This is a messenger RNA of Hyalella azteca, 7126 nucleotides long. Its product is annotated as dynein axonemal heavy chain 6. Bases 1 to 7041 code for a protein of 2346 amino acids. Lineage: Eukaryota; Metazoa; Arthropoda; Malacostraca; Amphipoda; Hyalellidae. Gene Ontology annotation, biological process: microtubule-based movement. The transcript has 37 exons. Gene Ontology annotation, cellular component: dynein complex. The record is from RefSeq and is a predicted model, not a curated record. Gene Ontology annotation, molecular function: minus-end-directed microtubule motor activity; dynein intermediate chain binding; dynein light intermediate chain binding.